ACGGACGGGAGCGGGCGCGCGUCUGAACUGAACCCGUGCUGCUCCCCACCCGCCGGCCACCGUGCUCCACCACCGAUGGCUCUGCCGCCGGCCGCAGGGGCGCCGGCGGUGCCCUUCGCUGCGCAGCCGCGCGGCCACGGCCUCCGGCGGCCGGCGCCUCCUGGUGCGACGCUGCGGCUCGGGCCCCUCUUCUGGCCGUGGGAAAAGGUGAAAGUUGGCCCCCUUUCUGUUUCCCCCAUGGGCUUUGGAACGUGGGCCUGGGGAAACCAGCUUCUUUGGGGCUAUCAAGAAAGCAUGGACAGUGAACUUCAGGAGUGCUUUAAUCUGGCUAUGAAAAAUGGCAUAAACCUUUUUGACACUGCUGACUCUUACGGAACUGGAAAGCUGAAUGGACAGAGCGAACGCCUACUCGGUAGAUUUAUACGUGAGUUUGAAGGGCCGAUUAAAUCUCCGGACGAUGUGGUCAUUGCAACAAAGUUUGCUGCAUAUCCUUGGCGACUUACAUCGGGCCAGUUUGUCGGCGCCUGCAAAUCUUCUUUGGAAAGGUUGCAACUGGAUCGGCUCGGAAUUGGACAACUGCAUUGGUCCACUGCUAACUAUGCACCUUUGCAGGAGCGUGCUCUCUGGGAUGGUCUAGUUGAAAUGUAUGACAAGGUCACUGUACUUGGAAACAUACACAUCAUGUAUCAUGCCAUGUCAUCAUUUCAAGGUCUCGUUCGUGCUGUUGGUGUCAGCAAUUACGGGCCAAAGCAGCUUCUGAAGAUCCACAGCUAUCUAGCUUCUAAAGGUGUUCCGUUGAGCUCAGCUCAGGUUCAGUUCUCGCUACUGAGCAUGGGUGACGAGCAGAUGGAACUGAAAACCGUGUGUGACUCAUUGGGCAUUCGUGUCAUUGCGUAUAGUCCGCUUGGAUUAGGGAUGCUGACUGGAAAGUAUGAUGCUUCUAACCUUCCAAAAGGACCAAGGUCUGUGUUGUUCCGGCAAAUUCUUCCUGGAUUAGAGUCUUUGCUGUCCUGUCUGAGAAGGAUUGCAGAAAAGAAGGGGAAAACCAUGUCUCAGGUGGCCAUAAACUGGUGCAUCUGCAAAGGCGCGAUUCCCAUCCCAGGCGUGAAAACGGUCAGGCACGUCGAGGAGAAUUUGGGCGCGCUCGGCUGGAGGCUGAGCCCUGCUGAGAUCUCAGAUCUCGAGUCCGCGGCGAUGGCGGCUCCGAAGAAAAUGAUCCAGAACGUCUUUCAGACUGCCUGAUCAUGUACAGGGAUAUGAAUGAAUCUCAGUACCAAACAUCACAGAACCAUGUACAGAUAAAGAGCUGCAUGUAUAUCUUCCUGCAAGAAGUUCAGAUUAAGCAGCACACUAGCUGAUUACACUUAUUCAGGUCCGUUUCCAGGAUCCCCCAGAGACGAAGCGGCUUACACUAUCCAUCUGAACCGGAGGGGUCAGACGGUGUUUAA
This is a messenger RNA of Panicum virgatum (switchgrass), 1448 nucleotides long. Its product is annotated as pyridoxal reductase, chloroplastic-like. Gene Ontology annotation, cellular component: cytoplasm. The transcript has 8 exons. The coding region runs from base 76 to 1242 and encodes 388 amino acids. Lineage: Eukaryota; Viridiplantae; Streptophyta; Magnoliopsida; Poales; Poaceae. The record is from RefSeq and is a predicted model, not a curated record.